AUGAAGUUUGAGCGACAAUCAACCGAAUGCAACAGUAAAACAGAAAUGGAGAAACGAGAGAUUAUGAAAACGAAAAGACCUGAAAAAUACAAAAAGAUGGAAAAUGACUACCACAAUCUUAAAGAGGAAAACGAAAAAAGCAGUAAAUUGCACGAAGGAACUGAAAAAGCAAUCGAACCAGAAGAGAAAUACAUUGUAAGUAAAAAUAAAUCAAAAGUAAAAAGUUCGACACUGCUGACCACAAGCAACGAAGGAAUAUCAACCAGUCGGCACGAGAACAUAAAAACACGUCCCGCUGUUUAUGGUUUUCACAGAAAUGUAUCGAUUUACAAAAAGAUAGAAAACAAACAUAAACGAGGUAAUGAGGACUACUCGUAUAAAAACCAGCACAACCGAGAAAGGAGUGCAGAGAAAGAAAAAAACCAAAAAGCUGAAAACGAUAAAGAGAAAAAACGAGUUAUUAAUGUGGGUGAGAACGACCGGGAAAAAGAAAAAGUAAACGAUGGAGAUGGAAGAGUGGAUAAAAAAGAAAAAAGGGGAGAACAGUGCAACCAAGAAGAGGAUAGAGCAGAAGGGAAUGAAAUAAAUAAAGAAAGAGGAGCUAGUCAUAGAGGAAAGAAUGGUCAAGAAAAGAAGAGAGAAGUUAACAAUGGAGAUAUCAAAGACCAAAUAAAGGGAGUGGGUGUUAACAACGUACAAAAGAACGACCGAGAACCGAAAGAAAGAUAUAGCGCAGGAGGAAAGAGCAACCAAAGAAUAGAAAGGGGAAUUAACAACGGAGGUAAAAAAGAAGACGAUGAGAAUAAAGGUAAUGACCAGGCAGAUGACAACAAUACAGAGAACGCUAAAAUGAAUACAAACGCUAACAGAAAUAUUUUUGUCAUUUCAAACGUAACUGCAAUCGAUCAAUCUUUGGAUUACAAUGAUAACAUUGUGGUAGUUUUAAGUAAGAAGACAAACGACAAUGGAAGUUGUGGUAAUGAAGACACUAGCACUAACAAUCAUAGAGACACAGAGUAUGAUGAUAACAGUGAUGACACACAAGGAACGACAAUGACUAGCGAAAGUGAUGACACAGAGAGCGAUUAUGAAACUGAUAGUGACGAAGACACUGAAAGUGAUUACAAAACGCAAGAAACCGAUGACAAUGCAGAUAAUGAAGACAAAGCACAAGAAGUUGCACAAGUAAUUUUACUAUAUAUCAGCAGUAAAUAUUUUUCUAGAUAA
Xenia sp. Carnegie-2017 is the source of this 1227-nucleotide messenger RNA. RefSeq names its product myb-like protein X. The coding region runs from base 1 to 1227 and encodes 408 amino acids. The transcript is spliced from 2 exons. NCBI's taxonomy places the organism in Eukaryota, Metazoa, Cnidaria, Anthozoa, Malacalcyonacea, Xeniidae. The record is from RefSeq and is a predicted model, not a curated record.